AUGGCCUGCCAGCAUGGUGUACGGGAGCAGCCAGAGGAAGACGGAGUAGAGGACAUGACGCAGCUGGAGGAGCUGUCUGAUGGAUCUGUGCUGCUCAACCUGAAGAGGUUUGAGAGGAGAUCAUCUAUACACCUGUUUGCCAUAGCAAACGUCUCCUACACCAAAAUGAUGGAUGUCAAACAGAACCAGGUUAUUAUAAUCAGUGGGGAGAGUGGAUCAGGGAAGACCGAGGCCACUAAACUGCUGCUGUGUUACCUAGCAGCAAUACACCACAAACACAACAUUACACAACAGAAUCCUUUGGAAACGCCAAAACAGUUCGCAACGACAACUCCAGUCGCUUUGGGAAAUAGCGUGGAGAUCUAUCUGGAGGAGGGUUUGAUCAGCGGUGCCAUAACCUCUCAGUAUCUGAUGGAAAAGUCCCGUAUAGUCUUCCAGGCCAGAGAUGAGAGGAACUAUCAUAUCUUCUAUGAGAUGCUGUCAGGUCUUCCCCCCCAGCAGAGACAGGCCUUCUACCUGCAGGAGGCUGAGACAUAUUAUUACCUGAACCAGGGAGGGGAUUGUGGGAUAGCAGGAAAGAGUGACAGGGAGGACUUCCUCCGUCUGCUGGCUGCUAUGGAGAUCCUUCACUUCACCCCUGACGACCAGGCGUCCAUCUUUAGAGUCCUGUCUUCUAUUCUACACCUGGGGAACGUCUACUUCCAAAGAUAUGAGGCGGAUGGCCAGGAGGUGGCGUCUGUGGUCAGUGCUCAGGAGAUCAGAGUCGUAGCUGAGCUGCUCCAGAUCUCCCCUGAGGGACUCCAGAAGGCCAUCACACACAAAGUCACGGAGACCAUGAGGGAGAAGAUCUACACCCCUCUGACGGUAGAGAGUGCUGUAGACGCCAGAGAUGCUGUUGCCAAGAUCCUGUACUCUCUGUUGUUCCACUGGCUGACUGAGAGGAUUAAUGGACAGGUGUAUCCUCGACAUCACGCUCUGUCAAUAUCUGUGCUGGAUAUAUAUGGCUUUGAGGACCUGUCCUUCAACAGCUUUGAGCAGCUGUGUAUUAACUAUGCUAAUGAGUACCUGCAGUUCUUCUUCAAUAGGAUCGUCUUCAGACAGGAGCAGGAGGAGUACAACAGGGAGCAGAUCCCCUGGCAGGACAUCCCGUUCAGCGACAACCAGUCCUGCAUCGACCUCAUCUCCUCUAAGCCCCAUGGGAUACUGAAGAUCCUGGAUGACCAGAGCUGCUUUCCCCAGGCGACAGACCACACCUUCCUCCAGAAGUGUCAUUAUCACCAUGGUAACAACAAGAUCUACCUGAAGCCAAAGAUGCCCCUCCCAGAAUUCACCAUCAAACACUUCGCUGGCCCAGUCACCUACCAGGUUCACAAGUUUCUGGAUAAGAACUACGACCAGGUUGGACAGCAGGUUCUGGAUCUGUUCAGCCACAGCAAGAACAAGAUGGUGGCCAACCUCUUCCUGGUUCACGCGGAGGUCGUAGGUCAGCAUAGAGGUCAUGUGAGGAAGAGCAGCACGGUGACCCGGAGACACCAGCCCCCCACCGUCUCCACCAAGUUCACCCUGUCACUUCUGGAGCUGGUAGACAAGAUGGAGAGGUGCAACCCAUCGUUUAUACGUUGCAUAAAGCCAAACAGACAGAAGGAGCCAGGUGUGUUUGAGACGGAGCUGGUCGGCAGUCAGCUGAGGUAUUCUGGUAUCUUGGAGACCAUCAGGAUCCGUAGAGAGGGUUACCCUGUUAGACUGGCCUUCAACAUCUUCCUGUUCAGGUACAAGUCUCUGGUGGGUGUGAAGCAGCCUCCAGCUCCUGAUGGGGAGAACUGUGUCAUCAUGCUCAGCAAACUGGUUCCGCUCCGACCCGGGGCCUACCAAGUAGGAGUGACUAAGCUGUUUCUGAAGGAGGACGUGUACCAGCUGUUGGAGUCUAAGAGAGAGCGUGUCCGUCAAUCUGUUUCUGAAGGAGAACGUCUGUUUCUGAAGGAGGACGUGUACCAGCUGUUGGAGUCUAAGAGAGAGCGUGUUCGUCAGGUGGCGGCCCUCACCCUGCAGAGAUACACACGCAUGUUCUUUGUCAGGAAACGAUACAAGGAGUUCAGAACCAAGAUCAUCAGACUACAGGCCUACUGUAGAGGCUUCCUCACCAG
Oncorhynchus nerka (sockeye salmon) is the source of this 2144-nucleotide messenger RNA. Its product is annotated as unconventional myosin-XV-like. The annotation marks the transcript as partial. The transcript is spliced from 23 exons. Gene Ontology annotation, cellular component: myosin complex. The record is from RefSeq and is a predicted model, not a curated record. Gene Ontology annotation, molecular function: ATP binding; protein binding; cytoskeletal motor activity. Lineage: Eukaryota; Metazoa; Chordata; Actinopteri; Salmoniformes; Salmonidae.